Molecule: messenger RNA, 2874 nt
Organism: Danio aesculapii
Lineage: Eukaryota; Metazoa; Chordata; Actinopteri; Cypriniformes; Danionidae
Gene: nampt1
Product: nicotinamide phosphoribosyltransferase 1
Biological process (GO): NAD+ biosynthetic process
Molecular function (GO): nicotinamide phosphoribosyltransferase activity
Source: RefSeq, a predicted model, not a curated record
CGUCGACUCCUUGCCAUGACGUCUCAGUCACCUCAUCCCCUGAUUGGCCAGCACACCCCAGAAGAGCCCCACCCAUCCUCUCGCGUCAUCCCCGCUUCUCAGCGACGGGGGUUGGUUGAGAGUCCGCGCGGUGGAGAAGGAACAACAGAACUGACAGGCAGCCGCGACUCCAGUCACAUCAAGGGGAAGAUGGAGAAACACAGAGAAGCCGCGGAUUUCAACAUUUUGCUAGCUACCGACUCAUACAAGGUCACACAUUAUAAACAGUACCCACCCAACACUAGUAAGGUGUACUCUUACUUUGAGUGCCGUGAGAAGAAGACGGACUCGACCAAGCUCCGAAAAGUCAAAUACGACAAGACGGUGUUCUAUGGGCUUCAGUACAUUCUCCACAAAUACUUAAAAGGACAGGUCAUCACACCAGAGAAGAUCCAGGAAGCUAAAGAGGUGUACCGGGAACACUUUCAGGAUGAUGUUUUCAAUGAAAAAGGAUGGAAUUACAUUUUGGAGAAAUACAACGGUCAUCUUCCCAUCGAGAUUAAGGCUGUUCCCGAGGGAAGCGUCAUCCCACGGGGAAAUGUGCUCUUUACUGUGGAAAGCACAGAUCCGGAGUGUUACUGGCUCACUAAUUGGGUAGAGACUAUCCUGGUUCAGAUCUGGUAUCCCAUCACCGUCGCCACAAACUCGAGGGAACAGAAGAAGAUUCUGGCCAAAUAUCUCAUGGAAACGUCGGGAAGCCUGGAAGGACUGGAGUAUAAACUGCAUGACUUCGGUUACAGAGGGGUUUCAUCGCAAGAGACGGCUGGUAUUGGCGCAUCUGCACACUUGGUGAACUUUAAAGGAACAGAUACGGUGGCUGGGAUCGGCGUUAUCAAGAAAUACUACGGCACCAAAGACCCGGUUCCUGGUUUCUCAGUACCAGCUGCAGAACACAGCACAAUCACUGCCUGGGGAAAGGACCAUGAGAAAGACGCUUUUGAGCACAUCAUCAAGCAGUUCCCGUCUGUGCCCGUGUCCAUCGUCAGCGACAGCUACGACAUCUACAAUGCCUGCGAGAAGAUCUGGGGUGAAGACCUGCGGAGUCUGAUCGAGAUGAGGAGCGCAGAUGCCCCGCUGGUGGUGCGGCCAGAUUCAGGAAACCCUCUCGACACCGUGCUCAAGGUCCUGGAGAUUUUAGGCAAGAAGUUUCCUCCAGUGGAGAACUCUAAAGGCUAUAAGGUGCUUCCGCCGUACAUUCGGGUCAUUCAGGGUGACGGUGUGGACAUCAACACCCUACAGGAGAUUGUGGAGGGCAUGAAGGAGCACAGAUGGAGCAUAGAGAACAUUGCGUUUGGCUCAGGAGGAGCUUUACUGCAGAAACUGACCCGAGAUCUGCUCAACUGCUCUUUUAAGUGCAGUUAUGUGGUGACGAACGGACUAGGCGUUAACGUCUUCAAGGAUCCUGUGGCAGACCCCAAUAAACGGUCAAAGAAGGGUCGUCUUUCACUUCACAGGACGCCGAGUGGAGAUUUCGUGACUCUGGAAGAGGGAAAAGGAGAUCUGGAGGAAUACGGAGAGGACCUGCUGCACACCGUGUUCAGGAACGGCAAGAUUGUAAAGACGUACACCUUCGAUGAGGUGAGAGACAAUGCCAAGCUGAAGGAGAGCGAAGUGCGGGAUCUGCUGCUCUGAAGAGUUUUUCCCAUCAUCCUUCACUCUGCCGACAGACGUGAGGACACACAGUUUCUGUCCACUGACUCGCUACGCUUCACUGUCUCUUUCUAAUGCGGACGAGAGCUGUUAUCGUGCUAUUUAAAUCAUUUAACCCAGCGUCAAAUGCACACGUCUUUGCAGGAAUUGAGACGUUUAUGUGUGUGUAAAAAUGGCCAGGAGUUUUGGCUUUGCUUGACUGUAGGACUGAAAGCUAAUCGUCCAGUGUUUGUCGAAUGUGAAUGUCGUGUGUAGAGUUUUUCACUUUAUCAAAGGAUUAAUCUAUUCCUUUAUGCAAAGAGGACGGCCUAGGUAGAGCGAUUACUUUCCUUUCGUCGGCCUUGUGUUUAUUUGAGGUCGUUUCUAGCUUUAUUUCCAAAUCGCAACAACGUGUUUAGGUUAUAUUUCACCCUAAAAUCAAAAUAGAGGGGCAAUUAAGUUUGCAUAAAGAAAAUGAAUCUUUUAUUGCUUAGCAUUUCUGAUAUUUAGGCCCAUUCUACAGCAAAUGAUCAUGUCACACAUGUAUGAUGGUUGUUUUUAUUUUUACUUUAAUUCCUAAAGGGGACCUAUUAUGCAAAAAUCACUUUCAUAAGGGGUUUAAACACAGUUAUGUGGCAACAUGCUAAGAAUAUAACCCGCUUCUAAUGGUAAACGUUUAUUAAUUAAUUUUUUUAUAAUCACACUUGAUAAAACAGUCUGCAGAAACACUUUGAUUGACAUUCCCUCUUUGCACGUGUCAUCAGAGGAGGAAAGCCCCGCCCACUAUAGUUAUGAUCUCUCCCUCAUUAGCAUAGGAUGUUAGUGUUGUUUUUGAGUCUGCCACUAUGCUGACACACACAGCUCCACCCUCUUUUGAAAGGAGCCCCAUUUGCAUUUAAAGCGACAGUCACCAAAACACCACAAUUAGGAUCAAGGCCUAAAAGGGGCAGUUUCUAAAGAGUUAUAAAACAUUAUUUGUGUGGUAUUUUAAGCUGAAACUUCACUACACACACUCUAGGAAACAUCAGAGGCUUAUUUUAUAUCUUGUAACAUAGAGCAAAAUAGUUCCCCUUUAAAGCUUCUUAUUAUUAUGCCUCAUUGUAAUGCUGAAAAUAUUAAAUAUAUUUAUUGCAAAUCAGAUUUUAAUUUAAAUGGCACAUUUAUUGAAAUCACGGCAGGUAUACUGGAAAAAAAAUAUAUAUAUAU